Molecule: messenger RNA, 3693 nt
Organism: Cavenderia fasciculata
Lineage: Eukaryota; Evosea; Eumycetozoa; Acytosteliales; Cavenderiaceae
Gene: nol6
Product: U3 snoRNP protein
Exons: 4
Coding region: 1-3693 (1230 amino acids)
Biological process (GO): rRNA processing; tRNA export from nucleus
Cellular component (GO): small-subunit processome; UTP-C complex; CURI complex
Source: RefSeq, a predicted model, not a curated record
AUGGUAGAAAAGAGAAAAUCAUCAAAUCAAACUAAUAAUGUAUCCUCUACUUCUUUUAAAAAGAAGAAAGAAGAGAUUGAGGAUACAAUCUUAUCAAUGGGAGAUGAUGAUGAUUAUUUAGAUGAUGGAGAAGAUAAUGGUUCAGAAGAUGAAUCGGGAUCUGAAAACUUUGAAGAUUACGUAGAUGAUGGUGAUGAAGAGUUGGAUGACAGUGAGGCUGUUGUAGGAACACCAUUAUCACAAAAGAUGGCAGAUAUUGAAGACGAAGAUGAAGAGAGAGAGAAUGUUAACCUUCGUGUUAAAAAGGGUGUCGAUAGUUUAGAAAAGACUGCUGCACCAACCACCGAAGAAAUGCAAGAGUACAAUGAAACUGCUCAACUCUUCAACUCUAAUCUUUUCCGUUUACAAGUCAUUGAAUUCUUUAAAGAGAUCAAGAUCAACUAUACCAAAACUACUUCACUCGAAUCUGCUCUCUUUCAAUUAAAAUCAAUCUUUGAUUCAAUUCAACCACAUCAAGUAAAAUCAAAUCAAUGUUCAAAUCAAGUAAAGAUAUUUGGAGAUCAAACGAUUACAGUUACAAAACCAUCAUCUGUCGAUUUGGUUGGUAGUUAUAUGUUGAAAUCAACGAUCAAGAGUAACCCAAAUGUCGAUGUAUCUGUUGAAAUUCCAAGUUCGAUUGUUGGAGAGGAAGAUAUCUAUGAAUACAAAUAUUUCACCAAACGUAACAUCUAUCUUUGGGCAUUGGCCAAAGAAGUGGCCAAGAAUGAACGAUUCUCAGACAUUGAAUUCCAAAAUUGGAAUGGCGAUUCAAACAAGCAAAUGUUUAUCAUUCGUCCAAAGGCUGACCCAAAGACUGGUGCCAUUACCAGAUUCCAAAUCAGAGUUUUCAUUUCACUUGACAAGAAUUUUGUUCCACUCUCCAAAUUAAGUCCAAUCUCUUUUAAUCUUUCAAAAACAUCGGUCGAAGAUCAAAAAAAGAAAAAGAAUUUACAACAAUCAACCACUCAAGAUACCCUAUUCACAUUAAACGAUCAAGAUUUAUUACAAGAUCAAAUUGAUCCUUUAGAUUUAAAGUUUGGUAAUCCAAAUAAUUCUAAAAAUUUAUUAAAGUUUAACCAAAUUAAAAGAUCAUCAUAUUAUAAUAAUUCAAUUUUAGAAGAUAUGAUGUAUUUUGAACAUAUGGAAUUAUUACAUGAUAGAAUCAAAAAUGCACCAGUAUUGAUUGAUGCCAUUCAAUUGAUCAAAUCAUGGUUGAUUGUUAAAAAGGUGUCGACUAUAAACUCUUUCCAAUUGUCAAUGUUGGUUGCCUAUCUCUAUGACCAAGGAAAGGUCAACAAGAACAUGUCAUCCUAUCAAAUAUUCAGAAUGGUGUUGGUUUCGAUUGUCGAGAAAUUCGUUUCUGUCAACCGUGACGCAAAGCCAUGUGGCCCGAUGUUUUUCAAGGCCAGUGGAUCACAAGCACCAGUAUUUGGAUUGCACUAUAGCUCUUUCCGUAGACUCUAUCCAAUGGCUCUUAUCGAUGCCAGUGGUUAUUUAAAUAUCACAUCUCGUGUCACCAGUUGGGCUUUGGAAGAGCUUGCACAAGAGGCCAGAAAAUCUUUGGUCUUGUUGGACAGUGGCGACGGAUUUGACGAAAUCUUUUUGCAACAGGGUUCACCAUCGCUCCGUUACGACUAUCUCUUGAGUAUCCCACUCAAGGGGUGUCAGUUGGAGAUGCCAUCCAAGGACUACUACAGUCAAGAGUUGUACUGCAGCCAUUACAUCUACCGUCUUUUAUGCGCUACUCUUACCAACCGUAUCCGCUCCAUCACCGUCGUUCAAGACCAACUUGAGGGAUGGGCUGUCGAUCAGCCACGUCCAGAUGCCUUUGCCAACCGUACCAUCCACUGCGGUAUCGAGCUCGACAUUAACCAAUGGCAACGUCUCAUUGACAAGGGCCCAUCGGGCGACCAUGUUGACUCGGAUGCCUUCCAAGCCAAGUGGGGCAAGCUCUCACAGUUGCGUCGUUUCAAGGACGGCACUAUUGUGCACGCCGUAGUCUGGAACCCCCCAGGAGGCCGUCGUCACAUGAUCAUCGAGAUGAUUGCCAAGUACAUCCUCUCGACACGUCUCUCUAUCCAAAGUGACUCGGUCUCUGCCAACAUCUCCAUGUUUGACCGUAUCCUCCAAGCUCCCACCAUGACCUUUGACGCACAAGCCUUGAUCGUUGCCAAGGAAACCAUCAUCACCGCCGUCGACCAACUCGACCUGCCACUCAAGAUCAAUGGGUACUAUCCCAUCGGACCAGCACUCCGUUACACCUCUGUCGAAGUUGUCAACGACCCACAAUACAUCAACAAUCAACCCAUUGAAAUAUUGUUGCAAUUUGAAAACAAUCCAAACUGGUCAUCGGACAUUAAAACGAUCGAGCUUCUCAAGACUGCUUUCAUGCUAAAGAUUGCCCGCGAGUUGGAGCAAUACCAACCACGUCUCUCUACACAACAAUACGUCGACGUUCAAUACCAAGGAUUCCUUUUCCGUCUCAUUCCAUACUACCCAAGAGAAUUGGACUUUUUGGGAUCCGAGCACCAAGACGUUCGUCAAGCAAUCCUCCUCCACCAAAACGGUCUCCAACACCACAGUUUUAUCCAAACUCUUGCCAACCAACAACCAGCCUUCUCCACAGCCACCCGUCUUGCCCAACGUUGGUGCUACUCGAACCUCUUUAGUGACGAUAUUUCAAUAGAGACGAUCGAGCUCUUGAUGGCCAGCAUCUUCAAGUCCACCUCUACCCCUCCACCAACCACUCCCAUCCUUGGUUUUAUCAAGUUCCUUCGUUUAAUCUCCACCUAUGAAUGGAGCGAGCGUCCACUCAUUGUCGACUACCAACAAGAUAUCUCGCUUUCCGACACACAAUCCAUCCAAGAAAUAUUUGACAAUCAGAAAAAGGCAAACAACCUUCCACUCUUUUUCAUCGCCACUCACAAGGAUCGUGCCAGUAUUUGGUUCAAGUCUCUCAAUUCACGCGACACUCAUGUCAGAGAUCGUUUAAUCAAAUGCGCCAAACAAUCGUUUGCUAGUUUAAAUCAAUUGAAUCUCACAGAUCAAUUGGAUAUGAACGCAAUUUUUAAUACUCCCCAAUUGGAUUUCGAUCUAAAGAUCAUGUUGAAUGCAAACUUUAUCACAAAUUUCAAUGGUUCAAUUAAUAAUUUAUUGAUUGAAAAGAAGGAAAAUGAAAAGGAAAAUGAAAAGACAAAGGAACAAGAAAAUAGUCAAACAACUGUCAAUGGAAAUGAAAAGACUGCUGUUGUCAAAACAUUAUUAUCCAAAUAUUCAAAUUUCAAUAGUAAAUCAAAAUCAACAAACGCUGCCACCACGAAAAAAGAAAUCAUUGUAGGACAUAAUUUAAUCAAAUUGUUUGUCGAUAGAUUAAGAUCCGAUCCAUCAUUAUCAUGCCACUGCCAAUUUUAUUACGACAAGAUUGGUGGUGAUGCCAUCCAUGUAGUAUUUAAUCCAAAGAGUUGGACUCCAUUGGCCUUUAGACCACUCAGAUCGGUCAUGGCUCUCCCAAUUGACGCAACCAACUCUAGCAAUCUUGUCAUUCCAAAUCUUUAUGAAAUCAUUGCUCAUAUUACUGAUUUGGGUGGUAAGCUCAUCAACCAAGUAAAAUUAAAUCCUUCUAGUACCAUUUUAAAAUCAUUUGAUUUUAAAUAA